Molecule: messenger RNA, 5421 nt
Organism: Eriocheir sinensis (Chinese mitten crab)
Lineage: Eukaryota; Metazoa; Arthropoda; Malacostraca; Decapoda; Varunidae
Exons: 2
Coding region: 1533-2789 (418 amino acids)
Source: RefSeq, a predicted model, not a curated record
UACGAUGCUGUCUUAACCGAGCUUCGUAACUCCCGCUUCUCCAUCGCGAUAUUCAAUGUAGUUAUUCCUCACACGCAAACCCACACCAUUCCCUCUCUUACGAUGCUGUCUUCGAGCUUCGUAACUCCCGCUUCUCCAUCGCGAUAUUCAAUGUAGUUAUUCCUCACACGUAAACGCACACCAUUCCCUCUUUUACGAUGCUGUCUUAACCGAGCUUCGUAACUCCCGCUUCUCCAUCGCGAUAUUCAAUGAAGUUAUUCCUCACACGUAAACGCACACCAUUUCCUCUCUUACGAUGCUGUCUUAACCGGGCUUCGUAACUCCCGCUUCUCCAUCGCGAUAUUCAAUGAAGUUAUUCCUCACACGUAAACCCACACCAUUCCCUCUCUUACGAUGCUGUUUUAACCGAGCUUCGUAACUCCCGCUUCUCCAUCGCGAUAUUCAAUGUAGUUAUUCCUCACACGCAAACCCACACCAUUCCCUCUCUUACGAUGCUGUUUUAACCGAGCUUCGUAACUCCCGCUUCUCCAUCGCGAUAUUCAAUGCAGUUAUUCCUCACACGUAAACACACACCAUUCCCUCUCUUACGAUGCUGUUUUAACCGAGCUUCGUAACUCCCGCUUCUCCAUCGCGAUAUUCAAUGUAGUUAUUCCUCACACGUAAACGCACACCAUUUCCUCCCUUACACGUCUUAACCGAGAUACGUAACUUCCGCUUCUCUAAGACUCUCGUAACUCAAGUCUCAUAAUGGACGUCCAUGAUCUCGUAAGGAACACAGUGGUCUCUUUGUGCUGCUUAAUCCCUGACACGCGAGCGAGUACUUUUCUCUCCCGUCACCCGCCAUUCUCCCUCCCAGACGAGAGGGAGAAAGGGGGAGGCGGAGGUAGGUGGGUCUUGCGUCAUCACACUCCCCACCUCACCUCUCUCCUACCUCACGUCUCCGCACCCGACACGCUUUUCCCCCCUCCCCUCCUCCUCCCCACUCUCCUCCCCGCUGCAAGAAUGUUUGGAAUCCGGCUGCACAGUUUUACCGAUGCUUCCAGGCAGACUUCAGUAACGGCAUAUGAAUCCAAGGCGUAGUAUAUGUAGUAGAUGAAGUGGUGAAGCCUGUUGUGGCGUAUCAGGAAGUGGCAGUAGUAGUAGUAGUAGUAGUAGUAGUAGUAGUGUGAAAGUUUGUAGGUAUUGGUAGUCGUGUGGGUGACAAUUGACGUGCAAGAAUGUCGUCGAAAUCGGUGUUCUUGGAGACGAAACAAAGUGGAAAUCGGUGUUCUUGGAGACGAAGCAAAGUGAAAAUCGGUGUUCUUGGAGACGAAACAAAGUGGAAAUCGGUGUUCUUGGAGACGAAACAAAGUGGAAAUCGGUGUUCUUGGAGACGAAACAAAGUGGAAAUCGGUGUUCUUGGAGACGAAGCAAAGUGGAAAUCGGUGUUCUUGGAGAUGAAGCAAAGUGGAAAUCGGUGUUCUUGGAGACGAAGCAAAGUGGAAAUCGGUGUUCUUGGAGACGAAGCAAAGUGAAAAUCGGUGUUCUUGGAGAUGAAGCAAAGUGGAAAUCGGUGUUCUUGGAGACGAAACCAAGUGGAAAUCGGUGUUCUUGGAGACGAAACAAAGUGGAAAUCGGUGUUCUUGGGGACGAAACAAAGUGGAAAUCGGUGUUCUUGGGGACGAAACAAAGUGGAAAUCGGUGUUCUUGGAGACGAAACAAAGUGGAAAUCGGUGUUCUUGGAGACGAAGCAAAGUGGAAAUCGGUGUUCUUGGAGACGAAGCAAAGUGGAAAUCGGUGUUCUUGGAGACGAAACAAAGUGGAAAUCGGUGUUCUUGGAGACGAAACAAAGUGGAAAUCGGUGUUCUUGGGGACGAAACAAAGUGGAAAUCGGUGUUCUUGGAGACGAAGCAAAGUGGAAAUCGGUGUUCUUGGAGACGAAGCAAAGUGGAAAUCGGUGUUCUUGGAGACGAAACAAAGUGGAAAUCGGUGUUCUUGGGGACGAAACAAAGUGGAAAUCGGUGUUCUUGGAGACGAAACAAAGUGGAAAUCGGUGUUCUUGGAGACGAAACAAAGUGGAAAUCGGUGUUCUUGGAGACGAAACAAAGUGGAAAUCGGUGUUCUUGGAGACGAAACAAAGUGGAAAUCGGUGUUCUUGGAGACGAAACAAAGUGGAAAUCGGUGUUCUUGGAGACGAAACAAAGUGGAAAUCGGUGUUCUUGGAGACGAAACAAAGUGGAAAUCGGUGUUCUUGGAGACGAAACCAAGUGGAAAUCGGUGUUCUUGGAGACGAAACAAAGUGGAAAUCGGUGUUCUUGGAGACGAAGCAAAGUGGAAAUCGGUGUUCUUGGAGACGAAGCAAAGUGGAAAUCGGUGUUCUUGGAGACGAAGCUUUGCCAUUUGCACCCAACUACCUUUCAGUGCGACGGAGAUGGACACCAAGGCCACGCGCAGCUAUAGCGUAUGCCCCCAACUUCACCUUUACUUUGCCUUUCAAGAGAAGAGUAUACGAGGACACCUGUAGGAUAUUUGAUCACAGUUUUAAAAUCUUUAGUUAUGAUUACGUGUUGCGGGCUUCUUUUAGUUUUUUUUUUGUUGUUGUUUCGCCCUUGUCCGGGGGCUUCGUGGUGCAGUGGUUAGCACACUCGGCUCACAACCAAGAGAGCCCGGGUUCGAUUUCCGGGCGGAGUGGAAAAAUUUGGGCGGCUUUUCCAAUACCCUACGCCCCUGUCCACCCAGCAGUGAGUGGGCACCAGGUAUUAAUCGGGGGUUGUGUCCCGUCUCCUGGGGUCUGUUCCCUUCUCCUAUAAUUCCUUCCCCUUCUGUCUCUCUCCGGCAUAUGACCACAGAUGUUGCGCCGACUAAACGAAACUUUCCAAAGAUGUUGCGCCGACUAAACGAAACUUUCCAAAGAUGUUGCGCCGAUUAAACGAAACUUUCCAAAGAUGUUGCGCCGACUAAACGAAACUUUCCAACUUUCGCCCAUGGUCUGACUUCUUACCGUAAACAGAAGACGAAUAUAAAAAAUAACAGUAAAUUUGAACACUUUUUGUCAUCUUUAAAGUCAUCGUUACGUAUUGCGGGCAUCUUUUAUUAACUUGUUUAUUUAUUUUAGUUUCCCCCUUCGUCAGUUUUUUAUCGUAACAAGAAGACGGAAAAAGUUGAACGGUAAAUUUGAUCACUCGUUUUGCCAUCUUUAAAGUUAUGAUUAGGUAUUGCGGGCUUCUUUUAUUAACUUUAUUUAUUUUAGUUUCCCCCUUCGUCUGUUUUUAUCGUAACCAGAAGACGGAAAAAGUUGAACGGUAAAUUUGAUCACUCGUUUGCCAUCUUUAAAGUUAUGAUUACGUAUUGCGGGCUUCUUUUAUUUACUUAUUUAUUUAUUUUAGUUUCCCCCUUCGUCUGUUUUUAUCGUAACCAGAAGACGGAAAAAGUUGAACGGUAAAUUUGAUCACUCGUUUUGACAUCUUUAAAGUUAUGAUUACGUAUUGCGGGCUUCUUUUAUUAACUUUAUUUAUUUUAGUUUCCCCCUUCGUCUGUUUUUAUCGUAACCAGAAGACGGAAAAAGUUGAACGGUAAAUUUGAUCACUCGUUUGCCAUCUUUAAAGUUAUGAUUACGGGUUGCAGACUUCUUUUAUAUAGUUUUGUUUCGCCCAUUGUCCUUUUUUUAUUUUUACAGUCAAGACGAAAAAAACGGAGCACGGUAAAUUUGAUCACUUUCACCAUCUUUAAAACUAUCUCAUUGUUACAUUUGUUAUUACGUAUUGCAGUCGUCUUUUGUUUAUUGUUUUUUUGCGUGUGUGUUUCGCCCUUGGUCUGUCUGUCUUUACUGUUAACACACGACAAGACGAAAAAAAAAACAUCCCUUGGCGUGUUGGUCGGGCGCGGUGCUGAGGGCUCUGAGCAAGACUUCCCAGCACUGCUUCGCUUGUUGAGUCGUGUGUUUGAUUAGCGAGACCAGGAGCGAGACUACGGUACACAGGGAGACUGCACUUGUGCGCUCUCUCUCUCUCUCUCUCUCUCUCUCUCUCCACACACACAUUCCUUUUCCAGCUUCUUGAUAAUUUAUAGAACGUGCGUGAUGGAUUCUGCAAGCUGGUGUGUGUGUGUGUGUGUGUGUGUGUGUGUGUGUGUGUGUGUGUGUGUUUAAUACGGUAAGGAAGACAAACCCCGAGCUAUGUAUACAAAAAACAACACUACACGCUGCUCUUGUAAAAAAAUAAAUGUAAUAAAAGUGAUGCCUUGAAAGAGCUGAAGUCGUUUAGGAGGAACGAAAAUGCCGGAGCAGGAAGGAUCAAGGUUGUGCGAGGAUCCUAUUAUUAUUAUUUUUUUUUUUUGUACAGUAUAGGAAGCAGGUCAAGGAUAUAAAAAAAAGAGGAAAAAAGGCCCGCUAAUCGCUGCCCCCUAUAUAAGAGUGUAGUACAGACGAGUAGUAUAGAAGAGUUUGUAUUGGUAGUAUUGGUAUUAGUAUUAGUAGUAUUGGUAGUAUUAGUAUUGGUAGUAUUGGUAUUGGUAGUAUUGGUAUUAGUAUUGGUAGUAUUGGUAUUAGUAUUGGUAGUAUUGGUAUUAGUAUUGGUAGUAUUGGUAUUAGUAUUGGUAUUAGUAUUAGUGUUGGUAUUGGUAUUGGUAUUAGUAUUGGUAGUAUUGGUAUUAGUAUUGGUAGUAUGGGUAUUAGUAUUGGUAGUAUUGGUCACGUCCUAUUCAGAAGGGGUGUGAUGGCCCCCUCAGAGCAGGUGUUUUUGUCCUGCUCUGAUAAACGGUUGAGUGAGCUGCCAGAUAAGACGGUGGGAUUUGAGGCCUUUAGAUAGCAGCAUAAUUAAGGUGAGUGAUUUAAAAGGCGAUAAGGUGGAAUUCCAGCUUGUCUAUUUCAACAUUUACAGCCUCAUAUCUUCCUUACAUCUGUAUCAGGCUUAUCCACCUAUCAAAUGUAAGCUAGGUUCAAGAGGAAAAGGUUGGCAGAUAUUCAAAGACAUAAAUAGGCCUACUUAUUUUUUUUUACAGCUUUUUGGUUUCAGCUUGUCUAUUUCAACUUUUACAGCCUCGUAUCUUCCUUACAGCUAUAUCAGGCUUAUCCACUAGUCAAAAGUAAGUUAGGUUCAAGAGAAGGAGAUCGAUAGAAUUUUCACAGGCAAACGAACACUUAUUUUUUUACAUUCAUUUGAUGUCUUAUGAAGGAAUCAGGUUGAGUAGUAAGGGAUGAAGCAGUGUAUGUUUUCUUCUAUUCCACCACUUAUUAAAUGUAAGUUAGAUUCGAGAGGAAGAGAUUGACAUUUUUUUUUAAGGCAGACAUUUAUUUUUGACAUUCUAUUGAUUUGUCUUAUGAAGGAACCAGGUAGUGAGUGGGAAAUGUCGAAGCAGUGUAUGUUUUCUUUUAUUCCUCCACUUAUCAAAUGUAAGUUAGGGUCAAGAGGAAGAGAUUGGCAUUUUCCUACAGGCAAAAGGACA